Messenger RNA from Cetraspora pellucida, 2228 nucleotides. NCBI's taxonomy places the organism in Eukaryota, Fungi, Glomeromycota, Glomeromycetes, Diversisporales, Gigasporaceae. The record is from the annotation of a GenBank genome assembly.
AAGAAGUCAUGGCGGGGGUUCAAGCCUUUCGAACGGUGAAAAUAAACGUGAACUACGAGCAAGAUAAAAAGGAUAUAAAGCUUUUCUUAGAAGCCUUCCAGUCAAGGAGUACUGUGAGCCCAGAUGAAUUUAUGGACAUCGAUGUGGAAAGUGACGAUCCUAAUUCCUAUAAGUACAAAAGGCAACUUCAAGCUAUAGCGAAUAGAGAGCAAGAUGCUCUUAUUAUCGAGUUAGACGACAUUGCUGCUUGGGAAGAUAAAGCAGAGGGUGGAUUACUUCAUAGAAUUCAAGAAAACACGCGUCGUUAUAUCAAAAUGUUUUACGAUGUUAUUGAUAAAAAAGAAAAUAGACUAAUGCCCACACCAGAAAGAGAAAUUAAUUUUGACGAUGAUGUCAUCGACGUGAUCAUGCAACAUCGAAGGGACAGAGAUAGCCGAAGAUCUCAAGCCGAUCGCACUUCUUUCCCACCAUCAUUGACAAGGAGAUAUACCAUGUAUUUUAAACCGUUGUCGUCUGACAAACCUUAUUCUAUACGUGGCGUGAAUGGUAGUUGCGUUGGCCACUUAGUGACUAUACAAGGCAUCAUUACUCGUGUUUGUGAUGUAAAGCCAUUUUUAAUGGUUGCUGGAUUUUCGUGUGAAAUGUGUGGCGAAGAGGUGUUCGAAGAAGUGACAAAAAAGACUUAUUUACCACGCGUUGAAUGCCCGUCAGAAUCUUGUAAAACAAAUAACACCGAACAAGUUCCAAUAGGACAUAUUCCUCGAACAAUGACCAUCUUAUUGCAUGGUCCUUUGACGCGUACAGUAAGUCCAGGGGAUGUGGUAAAUGUAUCAGGAAUAUUUCAAGCAACACCACAUUAUGGCUACAAGGGAGGAAAUACUCUACUGACCGAUGUUUAUCUUGAAGGUCAGUAUGUUCAUCAACUCAAAAAACAAUAUGAUAAAAUGGAAAAAAUUCCAGAAAUUCAGGAAAAGGUAAACAAACUUGCUAAGGACCCCGAUGUUUAUACCAAAUUAUCGAGGAGUAUCGCUCCAGAAAUAUAUGGUCAUGAAGACGUAAAGAAAGCAUUGUUAUUGAUGCUCGUUGGCGGUGUAACAAAAACAAUGGGGGAUGGAAUGAAAAUUCGUGGUGAUUUGAAUAUAUGUUUAAUGGGAGACCCAGGUGUUGCCAAAUCGCAAUUACUUAAAUACAUAUGUAAAGUAGCACCACGGGGGGUAUAUACUACCGGACGUGGUAGUUCAGGUGUGGGUUUGACAGCAUCAGUAGAGCGGGAUCCAGUAACGAAUGAAAUGGUGCUAGAGGGUGGUGCAUUGGUUCUUGCGGAUAACGGUAUUUGUUGCAUCGACGAAUUCGAUAAGAUGGAAGAUACUGACCGAACAUCCAUUCAUGAGGUGAUGGAACAACAAACUAUUAGUAUCAGUAAGGCAGGCAUCACAACUACAUUGAAUGCACGUACGUCAAUUCUUGCCGCUGCGAAUCCACUUUAUGGACGAUAUAAUCCAAAAGUAUCUCCGAGUCAUAAUAUAAACCUUCCUGCGGCUCUUUUGUCAAGGUUCGACAUUCUGUUUUUGAUCUUGGAUAGACCAGAUAUGGACGAAGAUGCAAGGCUGGCACAUCAUGUGGCAUACGUUCACAUGCAUGGUAAACAACCUCGAACGGAUACCGAAGUGCUGGAUGCAGAUACGAUCAGACAUUACAUUGCUGAAGCUCGUAGUAAACGGCCAGUUAUUCCAGAGGCGAUAGCAGGGCAUAUGGUCGAUACAUAUUGCGAUAAUCGACAAGAGCAAAAGAUUGCAGAAGCACGAAAGAAAGAAUUUACUUAUACGAGUGCUCGUACGCUUUUGGCAGUGAUUCGUUUAUCACAAGCAUUGGCGCGUAUUCGACUCCAAAAUGAGGUUAAAAGUUCUGAUAUCGAUGAGGCAUUAAGAUUACUUAUGGUAUCAAAAGAAACAUUAAAUGAUCCAGCAGACAGAGAUUCUAGAAGUGACAGAUCACCGACAUCUCUUAUUUAUGAUAUUAUUAUAUCAAUUUUUCGAAGAAGUAGAACUAAUGGUACGCUUCAGUAUCUCGAUAUCAAAGAAAGAGUGAUUGCGCAGGCAUAUACGGAAGAUCAAUUAAAAGAAUGUAUCAAAGAAUACGAAGAAAUUGGUAUUUGGGCCUUGAAUAGCGAGCAAACAAUUUUAUCGUUGCUUCAAUAUGAUCAGCUUGAAGAUGAUCAGAACGACUAA